Nothoprocta perdicaria is the source of this 2716-nucleotide messenger RNA. It is a transcript of the gene ZNF281, whose product is annotated as zinc finger protein 281. Bases 1 to 2544 code for a protein of 847 amino acids. NCBI's taxonomy places the organism in Eukaryota, Metazoa, Chordata, Aves, Tinamiformes, Tinamidae. Gene Ontology annotation, cellular component: nucleus. The record is from RefSeq and is a predicted model, not a curated record. Gene Ontology annotation, molecular function: DNA-binding transcription factor activity, RNA polymerase II-specific; RNA polymerase II cis-regulatory region sequence-specific DNA binding. Gene Ontology annotation, biological process: regulation of transcription by RNA polymerase II. The transcript has a single exon.
AUGAAACUCGGCGGCGGCUUCCUCGGCAAGAGGGCGGCGGCCAUGGAGCCCUCCUUCCCCCCCGGCAUGGUGAUGUUCAACCACCGGCUGCCGCCGGUCGCCAGCUUCACGCGCGCCGCGGCCGCGCAGCACCCGCCGCCCUGCGCGCUGCCCCCGGCCGCCGCGGAGCCGCCGCACGACGGCGCCUUCAAGAAGGAGCCGCCGGGGGCUUUCCCCGCCGCCGCCGCCUCGCCGCCGCAGCGCGGCCCCUGGGGCUUCCUGCAGUCGCUGGCGAGCAUCAAGCAGGAGAAGCCGAGCGAGCAGGAGGAGGAGGAGCCGCCGCACCACCACUACGGGGGGCUCUUCGGGGCGGCGGCGGGCGAGGAGCGGCCCGCGGCGCUGGGCGAGGGCGGCGGGGCCCUCCCGGAGCUGGGGCUGCUGCAGCACCUGCAGCCGCCGCCGCAGCGCGAGCUCCUGCUGGGCGGCAGGGCCGAGGGCAACGCCGAGCCCAAGCACGACGCCCUGGCCAAGAAGGCGAAGAGGCCAAAGCCAGAAACUCAGGGAAUCAAAGCCAAGCGGAAGCCCGGCGCCGCGUCCAAGCCGCCCGCCGCCGGCGAGGCCGAGGGCGCCGCGGGCUCGCCCAGCCAGAAGCCCCACGUGUGCGAGCACUGCAGCGCGGCCUUCCGCAGCUCCUACCACCUGCGCCGGCACGUGCUCAUCCACACGGGCGAGAGGCCUUUCCAGUGCAGCCAGUGCAGCAUGGGCUUCAUCCAGAAGUACCUGCUGCAGCGGCACGAGAAGAUCCACAGCAGGGAGAAGCCCUUCGGGUGCGAUCAGUGCAGCAUGAAGUUCAUCCAGAAGUAYCACAUGGAGAGACACAAGAGGACGCAUAGCGGAGAAAAGCCAUACAAAUGCGACACUUGUCAGCAGUAUUUUUCGAGGACUGAUAGRCUCCUGAAGCACAGAAGAACGUGUGGUGAAGCCAUAGGCAAGGCGGGUGCCGGCGGGGAAGCUGGAGCCUCGAACCACAGCGUGGGUAGCCUGGCUGCGUUGUCUCAGGGAAAUACGAGUUCCUCAAGGAGAAAAAGCAAAGCAAAAAGUAUAUCCGUUGAAAGCAAAGGGAGCAAGUGUAGCAGUAAAGUAUCGGAGUCCCCAGCUACAAGUAACGUGGCCAUGCCAAAUUAUGCAGUUGAUAUUCCUGUCGUGUCUUCCAGCGGCGGUCUUGUUGGCACGGGUGUAGAAGAGCUCCAGAAAAAGGUGCCAAAGCUCGUCUUUAAAAAAGGAAGCCGAAAACACGCAGACAAAAACUACCUUAAUUUUGUAUCACCGCUGCCAGAUAUUCUGGGGCAAAAACCGUUGUCCGGGAAGCAGAGUGGCUCUUUAGGCCUAGGGACCAAUACUGGUGUGGAAAGUAUUGGCCUUCUCCAAAGUACAAGUGGGAAACCAGGUCAGAUCAGUAGCAAUUACGAUGAUGCCAUGCAGUUCUCCAAGAAAAGAAGAUACUUGCAAACUGCAAGCGGUAACAGUGCCUUUUCACUUAACGUCGGACACAUGACCUCCCAGCAGUCCGUUAUCCAGUCCGCAGGUGUUAGUGUUAUGGAUAACGAAGCUCCRUUAUCCCUUAUGGAUUCUGCAUCUCUAAAUACCGAAAUAAAGUCUUGCCAUGACAAGUCUGGUAUUCCUGAUGAAGUCUUACAGAGCCUUUUGGACCAGUACUCUCACAAAUCGGAGGGCCAGAAGGAAGAUCCGUUCAGCAUAACGGAGCAACGCGUGGACUUGCACACCUCAGGAGAACAUUCGGAGAUGGUUCAGGAAGAAAACUUGAGUCCCAACUCACAAACCGUUUCAAAUGAUAAGGCAAGCAUGUUGCAAGAAUACUCUAAAUACCUCCAACAAGCUUUUGAAAGAACGACCAAUAGCACUGGUUUUCCUUUUGGACCCAGUUUCCAGUUUGUUAGCUUGUCCUCAACCCUCCAUAACCACACUCUGUUUCAAGACAAACAGAUAUACACUACGUCUCCGCUCGAGUGUGGCUUCAGCCAAUCCGUUACCUCAGUGUUGCCAACUGCGUUGCCAAAACCUCCGUUUGGGAUGUUGCUUGGCUCUCAGCCAGGCUUUUAUUUAUCUGCUUUGGAGGCUACGCAUCAGCAGUUGACUCCUUCUCAAGAGCUYGAUGAUCUCAUUGAUCCGCAGAAAAACUUGGAGACUUCUUCCAGCUACCAGUCGACAUCUCAGAAACUGACUGGCCAGAAGGAGCAGAAAAAUUUAGAGUCCUCAACGAGCUUUCAGAUCCCGUCUCAGGAGUUAGCUAGCCAGAUUGAUCCUCAGAAGGACAUGGAGCCUAGAGCAACCUACCAGAUCGAGAACUUUGCACAGGCGUUUGGUUCUCAGUUCAAGUCGGGCAGCAGGGUGCCAAUGACUUUUAUCACUAACUCUAAUGGAGAAGUAGACCAUAGAGUAAGGACUUCAGUGUCAGAUUUCUCAGGGUAUACAAAUAUGAUGUCUGAUGUAAGUGAGCCAUGUAGUACACGAGUAAAAACCCCAACCAGCCAGAGUUACAGGUAAGGUCCCCCUGUGACUGGGCUGUGGGGUGUUUUUUUUAUGUAAUUUUGUUUUUACUUUGACAACACUGCCAUUGGAAUGUUUCUUACACGGUCCUAUCAAGAAUAAUGUAACAUGCCCUUUCAAUGCAACUUUUCAUAUUUAGGUUAUUUUGUUAGUGAGAUUUUUUUUAGAU